Myripristis murdjan (pinecone soldierfish) is the source of this 4159-nucleotide messenger RNA. Its product is annotated as plastin-3-like. Gene Ontology annotation, molecular function: calcium ion binding; actin filament binding. The record is from RefSeq and is a predicted model, not a curated record. The coding region runs from base 86 to 1948 and encodes 620 amino acids. Gene Ontology annotation, cellular component: actin filament; actin filament bundle; cytoplasm. NCBI's taxonomy places the organism in Eukaryota, Metazoa, Chordata, Actinopteri, Holocentriformes, Holocentridae. The transcript has 16 exons. Gene Ontology annotation, biological process: actin filament bundle assembly; actin filament network formation.
CGAGGAGCACACACAAGGAUUUAUAACUCGCUGCGGCACAGACUGUGACUCAAACACACCUCUGGACAUAUUUGGAGGUGUCAGCAUGUCAGGUAACAUCACUAAUGAGGAGCUAGAGGAGAUCAAGGAGGGCUUCGAGAAAAUUGAUUUGAAUAGUAAUGGCUACAUCAACACCUCAGAGCUCGGUGAGCUCUUCCGUGAAAUCGGCUUUCAAAUGCCUGGAUACAAGAUCAGAGAAAUUAUUCAAAGCGUGGACUUGGACAAAGACGGCCAGAUCAACUUUAAUGAGUUCAUCACUAUCUUCACGGACCUGAAGAAUGAUGACGUGGCCCAGAGUUUCAAGAAAGCUCUGAACAAGAAGGAAGGCAUCUUAGCCAUCGGAGGCACCAGUGAGAUCUCCAGUGAAGGAACGCAGCAUUCAAUCUCUGAGGCAGAGCGCUUUGCCUUUGCCAACUGGAUCAACUCAUCUCUGGAGAAGGAUCCGGACUGUCAACAGUUUCUGCCCAUCAACCCCAACACUGACGCUCUGUUUAAAGUAGUGGGAGAUGGCAUUUUGCUUUGUAAAAUGAUCAACAUCUCCGUUCCUGACACCAUUGAUGAGAGAGCCAUCAACAAGAAGAAACUCACCACUUUCACCACACAGGAGAAUCUAAACUUGGCCUUGAAUUCGGCCUCAGCCAUUGGCUGCCAGGUUGUGAAUAUUGGAGCUCAGGAUCUGAAGGAAGGCAAACCUCACCUGGUGUUAGGACUCCUCUGGCAGAUCAUCAGGAUCGGACUCUUUGCUCAUAUAGAGCUGAGCCGCAAUGAAGCUAUUGCAGCAUUGCUGAAAGAGGGGGAGAGCCUGGAGGAGUUAAUGAAACUCAGUCCUGAGGAAUUGUUACUACGCUGGGUCAAUUUCCAUUUAGAAAAAGUUGGAAACAGGAGAAUAUCAAAUUUCUCAGGGGAUGUUAAGGACUCCGAAGUAUAUUUCCACCUGCUCCAGCAGAUUGCUCCAACUGGAAGUGAAGAGGACGUUCCUCGGAUUGAGAUUGAUACGUCUGGUUUAUAUGAGAAGGAUCUCACGCAGAGAGCGGAACUCAUGCUGAAACAGGCCGACCGCCUCGACUGCCGCCAGUUUGUGACUCCAGCGGACGUCGUCAGCGGAAACGCCAAGCUCAACAUGGCCUUCGUAGCCACGCUGUUCAACAAGUACCCUGCUCUCACCAAACCAGAGGACCAGGAGUGGAAUUUGCAAAGUGAGACCAGAGAGGAGAGAACCUUCAGGAACUGGAUGAAUUCCCUGGGAGUCAAUCCUUAUGUGCACCAUAUCUAUGGUGACCUGAUGGAUGCCAUGGUGCUUUUCCAGCUUUAUGAUAAGAUUAAAGUGCCAGUGGACUGGGAUAACAGAGUCAAUAAACCGCCAUUCAAAAUGCAGGGAGGAGGGCGUAUGAAACAGAUAGAGAACUGUAACUAUGCUGUGGAGCUCGGUAUGUCGGCUGGUUUUUCCCUGGUGGGAAUCGGAGGUCAGGACAUCUACAGUGGAAAUCAAACUCUAACUCUGGCGCUGGUCUGGCAGCUGAUGAAGAGGUACACUUUAAAUAUUCUUGAAGACCUUGGAGAUGGAGAGGCUGCAGGAGACGAUCUCAUAAUUCAGUGGGUCAACAAAACUCUGGCUGAGGCUGGAAAGACCUCAUCUAUCAAAACCUUUAAGGAUAAAGAAAUCACUAGCAGUCUUCCGGUUCUGGACCUGAUUGAUGCCAUUCAGCCAGGCAGCGUGAACUUUGAGCUGGUCAAAACAGGAAGUCUGUCAGACGAAGACAAACUGGACAAUGCCAAGUAUGCUGUUUCCAUGGCGAGGAAGAUUGGCACCAAAGUGUACGCCCUGCCUGAAGACCUGGUGGAGCCCAACAGCAAAAUGGUGAUGACCAUCUUCGCCUGCCUGAUGGGAAGAGGCAUGAAGAGAGUUUAGAGAUUGUACCCACACCACACACACACACACACACACACACACACAACCGGGUGGGUAGUUUGAAAAGCAAACUUGCUCCUCAAACUACCCACUUUAAACUCACAGUUAGCCCGACCAGCACUAGAUGGUGCUGUUGUGUAGGUUUUGGCCUAUCAUUUUCCAAACCAUGUCUUUCCAUUCAGUAAAAGAGUGCAGGAAACAGUUUGCAGUAAAAACAAGUCCUCUACCAACAAUGGCUACAUCCUGAAACAUAUCUACAAGAUGUAUCAGAGUUUUGGCUCAAUCUGGACCCCGGUGCUUAUUUUGGGCUGUGUGGAGUUUGUAUGUUCUCCUCAGGUUCAGGUGGGUUUCCUCUCACACCAAAAAACAUGCAAGUCAGGUGAAUUGGAGACUCAACUACCCAGAGAUAUGCAUGGGAGAGUGACUGCAAUUGUCUGUGUGUAUUCAUCCUUUGGUAGACCAGGGUGUUUCCCUGCUUUCGGCCCAAUGCAUGCUGGGAUAGGCUUCAGCCUAUGGCCCUGAAAGGGGAUAAUGGGUAUGAAAAAUGAAUGAAAGCAUUGUUUUGUUCCUUUUAAAGGCUGUGACACACGUGCAACAUUUUGAGGCAAUGUGCGUUGCUGAUAUUGCCAACACUGUUAUAGGUUUGAUGACACUUUUUUAUUGUUUGUCACACUUACCAUUUCUCAGACCUGCUGAAAGAAUAUAAUUCGACUUUUGUCUGAUUUUUUUUUCAAUAGUUGUCUUUGUGGACAUAUGGUGUCCUUGCAUUUCUAAUAUGACGUUAUCACCGUGCUACGUUUUGCCUGUCCACAUUGCCUCAGAGUUUCCCGUGUGUCAUCGCUUCAUUUCUGCUGUAUGACUCCUAUCUUCCAAUGUGCCAGCCAAUAUAUAAUAUAAAGCAUUUAAUGUACGUAAGCCAUAAUAUUCUGUGCUAGACACCUAUUGACCUCAGCCAUUUUUAUAAUUAUGACCAAAGCUGUGCAAGAUUCUAUGUUGUCUAUGCAUUCACAUAAGACUAGAGGUAGACCUGUAAAUCAGUUUGGCCAAACACACAGGGCUUACAGCAGGGUUUAGAAACAAAUACCAACUUUAAGUGUAAGUCUUGGACAUCGAGAAUUCAGAAAAUGAUGCAUAUGCAUAGAUAGUUUCCAUUGAAAAAAGGGAUUUGUUUAUUUUCACUUUAAGACACUAAAAUACCGUUACUGCCGCGUCCGCUCUUACUUCUGUUUGAAUCGUAGUGCAGAAGUCUUUCUAAAUCGACAAUAUCUGACAAAUCAGAAUGGCAGAGCCGCUGUGGCUAACAUAUGAGCUGAGCAGAAUGUAAACAAACUAAAAACAAAACUAGGCAAGCUGAUCCACUGAUUGCUCUUCUUUUUCUCUCCUAAAUGUCACUAUUUGCCUUUAAAAAUCUGCAACAGGCUGACCUCUGGUCAGCACGCUGCUUUUUCUCCUCUGCCUUUGAAAUGCCUGUUGAUAAACUUCAUGCUCCAUUCACACAGGAACAGUCAGAUUUAGCUCUUGAAUUGUUUAUGUGGCAGAGAUGUGAUCUGUCCUGACAGGGUAAAGGCACAGGGAAUGCUGUUUUCUCUCCCUGAUCCGACAGACACUGGAGGAUUGAGUUUGCUCUGUGAAAAGUCCCAAACCACAUUUCUUGUUCCUGUGGGAAUGUAAGUUUGGAGGUGAUGUCGCCUUGGUGCUGCAGUUGACCACAUGGUGUUGAAAUGAUACCCGCGCUGCACGCUUUAGGUCUGGUGCUGCUGCUGUUAACAUUCCUCAGUCCUGUAGCUCAUUCUCUUUCAUCCCAAAUGUUUACCAGUGACGCAGUUGCUCCAGGAAUGUAAUGAUUUUUAUGAUUUUUUUAAAAAUUCUUUUCAAAAUCAAUAAUUAUCCUCAAAUAUUGUAGGGUUACUGUUGCAAUAUUCAAUGUUAACUAUUGAUUUUUGGGUUACUAGAUUGAGCAAUAGUUGUUUGCACUUUUUGCAAUGCUAGUACCACCAUGCAUCCUUUAAAAAUGAAUACGAGACUGCAAAUGCCGUUAAAGGGCUACAGUCGUGCACUGAAUCAAUUUCCAGUCAACAGAUCUUUGUUUUCAUUCCCUCAUUGCAGUGGCAAAUUUUCUCCCAUGGCUAAAAAAAGGCUUAAAAUGCUAGCAAUACUUCCAAAAGUUGAUGUGUACAUUUAAACAGUUGAAUUGUGCUGAAUAAAAGCAUU